This is a messenger RNA of Haliotis rubra (blacklip abalone), 2883 nucleotides long. RefSeq names its product 4-hydroxyphenylpyruvate dioxygenase-like protein. The coding region runs from base 551 to 1309 and encodes 252 amino acids. Gene Ontology annotation, biological process: aromatic amino acid metabolic process. NCBI's taxonomy places the organism in Eukaryota, Metazoa, Mollusca, Gastropoda, Lepetellida, Haliotidae. The record is from RefSeq and is a predicted model, not a curated record. The transcript is spliced from 5 exons. Gene Ontology annotation, molecular function: 4-hydroxyphenylpyruvate dioxygenase activity.
AGGCACGUGUGGUAGUUUAGGGGUGAACCCGACAAAAUGGAUCAGUGCUGCCUUCAUCACAUCGAAUUUGGUGUAAAAGAUGGUUCUAAAGUCGCCCAGAAAUUAAUUUCUCAGUAUUGUUUCAAACUAAUCGCUACCAGAACCUCUGCAGUUGCGAAACAGUGGGUGCUGUCGACCGGCCGGGCAAGAUUUCUUCUAACAGAAAUUACAUCCGACGUAUAUGAAGAAAUUAUCGCAGACCCGUACGUCAAAAUAUGGUUUGAUCGGAACAGAAUUGGCACUAGUGGAUCGGAAAGAGAGAGAAACAGCAAGUUGAAUUACGAUACAGCUUUUGAUGUCGCAAUUCAAGUCGAAGACAUUGAAAAGUGUCUAAAGAAAUUGAUCGACUCCGGAGUCGAAUGUUUCAGGCCGAUUCAAUGUCAUACGAGCGAUCAAGGAGACGUGAAGACUGCCACCAUCGUGUCAUGCGUUGGGAACGUGAAACACACCCUUGUACAGAGUAAUGGUUAUCGGGGAUUGUUUAUGCCAGGCUUUGUCCCUGUGACCCCAGAUGAUGCGGGGGAAUGAAACUUCAGUUAACGGUUCCCAAAAUGUAAACAAUGUAGAAUUAACCCACGUUGACCAUGUGACAUUUGUGUGUGAAAUGGGGACACUCCUUGACGUGAUCAGCUGGUAUCAACAACACUUUGGAAUGGUCAGGUUCAUGGUUAACAGGGAUGAGGAUGAAAAGGAGGGUAUGGUGAUCAAGGGGGAUAAUAUCGGGUUGAGGAUGGUGGCCUUUGAGUACUGGAAGUGUGCCGAGGUGGGACUGGUAGCACCUAGCCAGAAUCAGGAUCGCAUAACAUUCGUACUGGCAGAGUCUUUGCCUAGUCAAGGGCCAAAUCAGGUGGACACAUUCCUCCAGCAGCACAAUGGCCCUGGGCUGCAACAUAUAGCUCUACACACACCGGACAUCAUCUCCACCAUCACCGGGCUCAGACAGAAGGGGGUCAAGUUUGCCGAGCCACCUCCCAAUUAUUAUUAUGAGGAAGGGAAGCUGGAUGAGAUACAGAAAAUUGGGUUGAAGCCCGAGCUGCUCAAGUCUCAGGGGAUACUGAUUGACAUGGAGGCGGAUGCAGAUGCUACAGACAGUGAAGACACACACAGAUACCUGAUGCAGAAGUUCUCCCAGCCGCUGUUUGACCGAGACACCUUAUUCCUAGAAAUCAUCCAGCGAUGUGGAGCAUCAGGGUUCGGUUUUGGUAACAUCAAGGCGCUGUGGAAGUCCGUGUCGGCAUAUCUGUCCAAGAGCGGCAGUCAGAAUCUCUGAGCCAAAGUCUGAAUAUUUGUUUGAUGGGCAUUAUUGCAUAGAGUCACAUUUCGUGUUAUCAAGCUAAAAGAAUCUACACCAAAAUGUUGCUCUUUGCAAUAAACAAGAAGUUGUUAUAAAUAAAGUUGUAUGCUGCAUAACUGACAGUCUGAAUCUCUCAGCAAUAGUUAGAAUCUCUCAGCAACAGAAUCUCUGAGAUGUGAGCGUUGAUCAGGAGUUCAAUACAUGCAGAAAGAUUCCAAACACCAGUCAUGCUCUAAGCUAUGGUGAGCCAUGCAGUGUGCAGAAUUAAGCAUGGAAGUCAAGGGGGCUUGUCAUAACCCUCAUGCUGUAAGUUAACAUUUCUUCCCAAGAUUAAAUUAUUAUAGUUGAAAACCGCAAGGACCAAUCUUUUUCCAACCCUGUCUUUAAUGGAUUGGAGUUUCAUGAUGUUAUGGAGAUCUAUUUGUUUCCAUGUUAGUUGUUGGAGAAGGGAUGUAGAGCUGUUUUGAUUUCAUGAAUACAUUCACCGGGUCAGGUUCAUGAACAGCCAAGUUUGCCACAAAUGACAGGAAAUAAUCCCUGAUUGAGAACAGAGCUGUUCUGCUUCCAUGUUAAACUUGUUUAAUCAUAACUAAUCUGAUUGAGCUGUUGAGAUGACAUGUAUUUCACUGAUGACAAGGCAGGAAAAAGAUUUUAUGUUUUGUUUUACAUUACUGCAUCAAAUACAAUGUUCAUGUAUCCAAUAUCGACAUAUCAACUGUUGGAAAAUAAGAACUUAUGGAAAUCCCAAUUGUGCACAAAAUAGUGAUUGUUCACCAAUUUGCUUGCAAAAUGAACAUAGUUUAGUAUAUAAGAUAAAUUCCUGAAAUAAGUGAAAUAGCCAUGAGUAGCCAUGACAUUGUUACUGUUUAUAUGGGAGCUUUGAUGGUCAAGUUGUCAUAGCCAUUGCUGUGUAGAGUUACCUCCCUUAUGCAUACCAGAAUUCUUUGAUAACUGGAAUACUGUUCAUAGUGAUGUUAUACAAAACUUUGUGGGUCAAUCUUGAUUAACAGAUACAUAUGUUUUUUAUUUGUUUACAGGGGGCUUCAAUAUUUGUUACUGAGUGUAUAAUCAACAAAACUGUUUUGGCCUGUGAUACAUAUGAUAGUCUUGUUAAUAACUGGCUGUUUUUUUUAAAUAACAUAUUAAGCACAUUAUUAAUAACACCUGUUAUUCAGAAGUGUUUUUCAACAUUUUUCAUACACCGGUAUAAUCAUGAUUAGUUAUCUAAAUAUGUGUAUACUGAAAUUACUAUUUAUGAUGAAUACAAUCUUCUUUUACUGAAGAAAUAUUAUAUACAAUUUCAAAUAAUCUAAAUAGUUGUGUUCCAGGGUAUGGGAAUAUGAAAUGUACAAUAAAUCCCUUCGUUCAAUAACCAGUUAUGGCAAUGAUCUCAUGCAUAUAGUGUGUAUUCUGGACAUGAUUGUCAUCAAAACCAAUAUUGUGGUAACCUUUGACUGCUUUUUUUAUCCCACCGCAUAUAAUGCGGUGGGGAUAUAGUCAUCGCCCUCGUCCGUCUGUCCGUCCGUCCGUCCGUCACCACGCCAUCCAUC